AUGGCUCACAUCCACGUGGCCGCGCUGGACGCAGACAUCCCCUGCCACUCCGUAUACAAAGAGCGGGGUCAAUGGAGUUCGAUGUUCCGCACCCUUCUCCAAAAUGCCGCCAAUCGCCUCAACAAGUCCGAAACACAAAGCAAAAUCUCCGUACAUGUCACGGCCUUCGACGCCGUAGGCGGUUCCCUACCGCCGCUCUCAACCCUCCGGCAAUCCACCUCCGAGCCUCACGCCGGACCCUUAGGCCCCAUCGACGCGAUCCUAAUAUCAGGGUCCAGCUUCUCCGCAUACGAGGACCACCCUUGGAUCCACAACCUACAGUCCUUCGUCAAAACAGUCUACACAACCUACCCAGAAGUCAAAAUCUUCGGCUCCUGCUUCGGCCACCAGAUCAUAGCCCAAGCCUUACUGCAGCACGCUGAUGCAGAGGUCCAAGUAGACGAAGUCUCCACACACCAUGUCGAGCAUUCACCCGCCGGCUUUGAAAUGGGUAUUCAUCCCAUUACCCUCAAUCCGGAAUUCACAGCGCGCUUCCCGCCUCUCGCGCGCGCUGCCCCGUUCCGUAUCCAGCUGAUCCACGCCGACGGGGUCGUUCCUACCCCCGCGGCGCUGGAGGCUGCGGCGGGUCCGGUCGUCUUGCCGACUCCGUGGUUGAAUGUCGGGAGUAGCGCGCAGUGCGCUAUCCAGGGACUUUAUAACCCGGGUCGGGUAUUGACGUACCAGGGACAUUUCGAGUUCGAUACGUUUGUGAAUAGUGAGCUCAUGCAGGAGUUUGCGAGGAGGGCGAAUUGGCCUGCUGAGGAUGUGGCUUCCUAUUUGGAGCAGAUUAAUCGCUCCGCUGUUGUUGGUGGGGAGGAUGAUGAUGAUGCUAAAGCGGCUGCUGAGGCGGUGCUGCUUUUCAUGGUUGGGGAUCGGGUUGUUAGUAAUGGAUUGAUGACACCUCCGUUGGGGUGA
Messenger RNA from Penicillium brevicompactum, 954 nucleotides. Its product is annotated as type 1 glutamine amidotransferase. The transcript has a single exon. Bases 1 to 954 code for a protein of 317 amino acids. Gene Ontology annotation, cellular component: nucleus; cytosol. NCBI's taxonomy places the organism in Eukaryota, Fungi, Ascomycota, Eurotiomycetes, Eurotiales, Aspergillaceae. The record is from RefSeq and is a predicted model, not a curated record.